AUGUUGAGUCCCCUCCAGAAGUGCGGCUCGGAGGGUUGUCUCCUAGAUUGUGACUUCCUGCCAUGGCAACGGAGCACCCUUCGGAAGCAACAUCAGAGCUGUGAGGAUCCGGAGCCAAGGAACAACUGUGAAAAGCAGGAGAAACCUUGCACCCCAAGCAUUCGUUUAGAUGACACCGAAGUGGUCAACUGUCCUCAGCUCCCACUCCAAGACCCGGGAGGGUUCUGGCGCUCCCGAAGCGAGGGACGCUUAGAUCAACAAGGGGUACCAUGCCCAAAGGGAACUGAGGAAGGGGACAAAACAGGAAGUGGGUGGAGCUUGCCGUCCCCCAAAUCUUUGAGGAAAGAGCGACAACUCUGCGAGAAAGUGGCAGCAGCAAAGCAACAUCUGAAGAAUUUCUUUGGAGGGUCAAACAAAUCACUAGCCUCCAGUGUGGAAUCGGACAUCGGGUCAGACUGCGAUGGCAGCCAUCACAACACACAGCAGAAGCAAAAACAUCCCCGAAAGAAGAACAAAAAGAAUUUCCUAAGGUUGUGGAGCUCAGGAAAUCAGGACCUCCAGUCGCUAAGGCCAACUCCCGAGGAAGCCCAUCAAUGGGCAGAAUCGUUGGAAAAACUGCUACUACACCCAUAUGGUCGAGCUGCCUUCCAUGCUUUCUUGAAAUCAGAAUUCAGUGAAGAGAACCUGGACUUCUGGAUGGCCUGUGAAGAUUAUCGUAAACUCCGAGGGUGUGACAAGCUCCAGGAGAGAGCAAAAAAGAUUUUUGACCAAUAUAUCACCAUCCAAGCUCCAAAAGAAGUGAAUCUUGAUUCCCAGACCAGAGAUGUCACCAAUCGGAACAUUUUGCUCCCCACCCGGUCUUGCUUUGACCAAGCCCAGAAGAGGAUCUUUGGGCUGAUGGAGAAAGAUUCUUACCCCCGAUUCCUUCGUUCUCUCUUCUAUCAAGAUCUGGUACAGCCUGAUAAAGAGCAGCCGAAUGGCCCCUUGUAAACCGGCCCACCUAGCGAAGGAGACACCUAGAGACGGCCAUGCUGUUCAGGAUACGGACAAGCCGAGGACGUUUGGGACCGAUGGAGUGUCCUUUGUCCUAUUCCACUGAGAUGGUGAACGUGCCCCAUCCAUAAACAUUAUGGUGGAUAAAAGAGACGAUGGACUCUUGCUCAUGUGGCAUGGACAAGUGGCUUUGAGGGGUCCUUGGUCCUCUCUUGAGCUUGCUUGUUUUCUUUCAGGCCUUUCAUUACCCAAACUAGGUAACAUCAUCAGUGCUAGUACAAGUGGCUUUUGUGGGGGGGACGUCAGUAAAAACAUUAGAAUUCUAGAAGGACAGGCGGAAUUGUGCCUGUUUUGUUCAAAACAAACAAAAGGAGCUGUUUGUCAGGGCCUAUAAAGAUGGGCGAGGCCUGUCCUGCUGCUGGCAUAGUAUCACGCAGGUUGGAAAAUGAAACGGUUGGUUGCCUGGUGUAUUUAUAAGUCUGUUUCAGCUCGGUCUCCUCUGACGGGCAGAAUUUCUCCAAGGUCUUAGAGAAGAUUGUUUUCCACACCCCGUUGUUAUAGAAAUAAUUUGGGAUUGGAGUUGGGACCUCCGUGUGUUUGUUACCCUCAAUGUGUGAAAUUAGGCAUUUUAUAGACGGCCGAGGGCAGGGUCCCCAACCUGUAGGCCGCAGACAACUAAUGGGCUGUGAGGAAGGGUGGGCUGCUACAGGUUCACCCGGGUUCGGGAGAACCCGUAGCUAACAUUAUGACCAGUUCAGAGAACCUCC
This is a messenger RNA of Thamnophis sirtalis, 1760 nucleotides long. NCBI's taxonomy places the organism in Eukaryota, Metazoa, Chordata, Lepidosauria, Squamata, Natricidae. The record is from RefSeq and is a predicted model, not a curated record.